AUAUAACCUAAAAAAAACGUAAAGCUAUGUUAAGUUAUUUUUUUCAAUAAAUUAAUAAAUCAACAUCUAAGCAUUAAGAUCUACAAUGUCAGCAGCGAAACGAGUACAGCAAUGGGCAACAUUUGCUCGUAGUUGGCACAUAUUCGACUGCAAAUGGCAAGAUCCUUACGAAUCUGCUCACGUUAUAAAAAAAUAUUUGAUGGGCAUGCACAAACCUAUAUACCAUCCUAUGAACGAUUGUGGAGAUGUUGUUGUUUGUAUAAAUAGUAGAGAGAUAGCUCUUCGAGGCGACGAGUGGAGGAAACGUGCUUAUUUCCACCACACUGGAUACCCUGGAGGUGCUUCGUGGACUUUAGCAUGGGAGUUACAUAACAAGGAUCCAACCAUGAUCAUAAAAAAAGCAGUGUACAGAGCAAUGACUGGAAACCUUCAGAGGCGUCAUACAAUGCAGCGUCUUUUUAUAUACCCUGGAGAGAAUGUCCCUGAAGACGUUUUGCAAAAUGUUACUAAUCAAAUUAGACAAAUACGUUACGUACCGAAAAGACUAGACCACAUACCCGAAGAAGAAGUGAAAAAUUAUCCCAAAGUCAUGGAAUACCCAGAAGAUUUUGUUGUUAAAUAAUUAUUGUAUUUAAAAGAUUUAGUGUGAUAAUAAAAUGUAGUACUGUAA
This is a messenger RNA of Bombyx mandarina (wild silkworm), 670 nucleotides long. It is a transcript of the gene mRpL13, whose product is annotated as mitochondrial ribosomal protein L13. Gene Ontology annotation, molecular function: structural constituent of ribosome; mRNA binding. Gene Ontology annotation, biological process: translation; negative regulation of translation. The record is from RefSeq and is a predicted model, not a curated record. Gene Ontology annotation, cellular component: mitochondrial large ribosomal subunit; ribosome. NCBI's taxonomy places the organism in Eukaryota, Metazoa, Arthropoda, Insecta, Lepidoptera, Bombycidae.